Molecule: messenger RNA, 739 nt
Organism: Rhincodon typus (whale shark)
Lineage: Eukaryota; Metazoa; Chordata; Chondrichthyes; Orectolobiformes; Rhincodontidae
Product: transmembrane protein 158
Exons: 1
Coding region: 65-739 (224 amino acids)
Source: RefSeq, a predicted model, not a curated record
UCCUGCUGCCCAGCGUGUUUGCCAGCUUGUCCCCGGUGACCAUGCAGUGCCCUGGCACAGUGCCAUGCUGACCAGCCAGUUUCUGUCCCUGGUUCUGCUCGCCAGCACCGGGCUGCCUGGGUUACUGGGCUGGAGCGGAGAGGAGUUUUACUUCCAGCCCAACAGCACAGCGCUUAACUUCUCACUGGCUGCUCCGCUGGAGCUGGAGGGUCCCGGGGCUGUAGCCGGGCCCGGGGCUGGGGCUCCGGCACUCAGCCCUCCCUCCAAUCGCUGCAACAUCACGGUGCUGAGGCUGGUCGCUACCUCGCUGCUCGCUCGCUGGGAGAGGUCCAUGGGCUUUAAGUGCGACGUGCUCCUGUUUACCACCAACAGCAACGCCCGUUCCUUCUUCUCGGCAGCUUUCACCCGGGUCUUCCCCCCGGUCAUCAUUGACCAUGUGGGGGUCGGAGGCGGCCAGCAGGAGUUCAAGCUCUGCGUGGGCUGUGGGGGUCCCCCUCGGAGGGGCCGCCUCAGCCCGACCCCCCAGGGCCAGCAGGUCAGCUUCUGCUGCCUGCACUUCAGUCUGGAGGAGCUCAGCUGGGACAAGGGCUGGAGGAUCAACCGCAAACCCAUCGAGUCCACCCUGGUGGCUUGCUUCAUGACCAUCGUCAUCAUCAUCUGGAGUGUGGCCGCUCUCAUCUGGCCUGUGCCCAUCAUCGCUGGCUUCCUGCCUAAUGGCAUGGAGCAGAGGAGGGGCUGA